AUGGAUUCUUCGAAUCAGUCUUCCCAACAAGCCUCUACACAAACUUCUACGCCCAACACGGGCACUUCAAAUGCUGCCGUUGCAAGCUCAUCCACUCCUCUAACAAGCUCUAAGUAUACUUACUCCGAACAGAAAUUAAGUGACGACGAGGAAUUCAAACGAAAUACCAACUACAUGGGCAGUUGGAUCAAAAACCUCAACCACCCAGAUCAAUUUUCAUUGCCCAAGUCCUGA
This is a messenger RNA of Penicillium mononematosum, 234 nucleotides long. RefSeq lists its product as uncharacterized. The record is from RefSeq and is a predicted model, not a curated record. The transcript has 2 exons. Lineage: Eukaryota; Fungi; Ascomycota; Eurotiomycetes; Eurotiales; Aspergillaceae. Bases 1 to 234 code for a protein of 77 amino acids.